UAACUCAGUGAAAUAUAAAUAAUGUAAGUUAUAUAUAUCUCGAUUAUUUUCGAAAGGGUAUACAGAAGUCGCCAGCGUGAGAAUGCCACUUUAUUAUGUUCCAACUUGUUUUCCGUUUCGUCAUUUUAUUUUAACAACAAAUAUUACAUUUGCGCCAUGUUUCCUGCUUGUUUUUCGGCUUUCGCUUAUUAAAUGUGGCGUGCACGUGUUGGUAAACUGAGGCACACAGACGUUGCCACUCACACUCGCGCAGACAGUCGCCACACCAACACAGGCGCAGCUUGGAGUCGCACAGACACGCUCGGCAGACAAUGUGAUUCCGCCGUUAAUAUUAACGUUACAGGAGCAACAACAAAACGCUCAUCAAACAUGCGACGUUUAGUAGGCGCACAUACACACACACAGUCUACACACACGCUUAUAAAAAAGGACAAAUGCCUUCUCGUCUGUGUGUGUGAGAGUGAGCGAGAGCGCUGUCGGCCAUUUCCUUUCGUCUUUCGCCUCUUUCCGGUGCGUUGAAUGUUUCGCUUUCCGUUUUCGUUCGCUGCUUCUUUUUUCUUUUUCCACUUUUUUUUGGUGUCUUUCAGUUGGCGUCGAGCGUUUCCUUAAGGCAAACGCAGCUUUGAUUUUCCUUCCGCGUGUGCUGCUCCGCAAAAGGAAAUAGAUUUCAAAAAUAUUAGAAUAUUCGCGCGUGUGUUUUUCGAUCACUGAUAUUCGGUGAUAAUGGCUUUGGUGGCCCAUCGGAUGAUGUUGCCUGCGCGGCAUCGACGUAACACCACCCAGCAGGUGGCCCGCAACAAGGUGGGCGUGCUGCUGGUUCCCAGUGUGGCGGAUUACUACGGCGCGGAGAUGGCACCCGGCGUGGCCACGCCUCUGCCCACUCCGGCCGCCUCCCAGCUGCACCUGCCACAGGAUGCGGCAGAAGCAUCGGGCGAUGGCAGCGGCUCAAAAGUGAGUGCAACAAGUCGGUGCAACGACACACAUUCUGUUGGCUGUGCAUGGGAAUGGAAGGAAUUUCCACCGGGGAUUUCCACCAAAAUAGCAGCUUCGUUUUCUUGUUUUUCCUUCUUGUUUUCGCCUUCCUUUUUUUUUGGCUCCGACUGGCGCCAGCUUUAUUUGGUCAAAUGUGUGCUGUGCGAUUUUGGGGCAUAGUUGUGUUGUUCUUGGUCAUG
This is a messenger RNA of Drosophila sechellia, 1172 nucleotides long. RefSeq lists its product as uncharacterized. NCBI's taxonomy places the organism in Eukaryota, Metazoa, Arthropoda, Insecta, Diptera, Drosophilidae. The record is from RefSeq and is a predicted model, not a curated record.